CUCAAUCAUCAAAUCAGGAUGUUUGUUCUCAUCUGGGCGACUCUGCUUUUCUCUGUGAGAGACAACAAUGCUGUCACAGGUGAAUCGGUGGGGGAAAUAACAAGGUGUGACAGAGGAUUCUGUAUCACUCUCAGAAGAGGAGAAGUAACAGCAGAGGCUGGACUCUGUGUUGUGAUACCGUGUUCUUUCACUACUGAUUAUCGCUUUACACCUCAACAUAUGGUGUGGUACAAAUGUGAACCAUCUAAAUAUAGAUGUGUUGAUUCAGACGUGAUACUCCACACUAACAAGAACAACAAAAAAGUUCAGUCUGGGUUCAUGGGAAGAGUUUCACUGUUGGAGCCUGACGUGAGUCAGAGGAACUGCAGCAUCAUCAUCAAUGACCUCACUGAGUCAGACUCUGGAUCAUAUCGGCUCAGAGUUAAUGGUAUCCGGAAUGACACAAGUGAUGGAUUUACAUUCCAGCUAAGAUCCAAUGUCUCUGUUAAAGGUCUGACCCAGAAGCCCACAGUGAUGGUUCCUCCUCUGACAGAGGGACAGCAGACCACACUGACCUGCACUGCUCCUGGUCUCUGCUCUGGAUCUGAUCCUAACGUCACCUGGACGUGGAGAGGAGCAGGAGAAAAGACCUCGCACAUCACAGGAAACAUCACUGCUUUCAAGACUGAGGAUCUGACUGCUGUCACAAACAGACACAGCUCAACUUUGACCUUUAACCCUUCAGCUGAACACCACGGCUCCAACGUCACCUGUAAGGUCAGCUUCACAAACAUCAUCACUACAGAAGAGACAGUGACUCUGAAUGUGACCUGA
Anoplopoma fimbria (sablefish) is the source of this 813-nucleotide messenger RNA. RefSeq names its product sialic acid-binding Ig-like lectin 14. The record is from RefSeq and is a predicted model, not a curated record. The transcript is spliced from 3 exons. Lineage: Eukaryota; Metazoa; Chordata; Actinopteri; Perciformes; Anoplopomatidae. The coding region runs from base 19 to 813 and encodes 264 amino acids.